This is a messenger RNA of Schistosoma bovis, 2951 nucleotides long. The record is from the annotation of a GenBank genome assembly. Lineage: Eukaryota; Metazoa; Platyhelminthes; Trematoda; Strigeidida; Schistosomatidae.
UGAAGCCACAAGAGCGCGGUUUGUAGUUAGAGGUCAUGUUGCGGUUUGUGAAGCGCUGUAUGUCUUCCGAUGCAACAUAUAAAGGGGCCUACAAAGCUAGUGGUGCUUUUUGUGACCGCCCACAGAUAAUGAGGUUUGGUAUACUACGAUCUCUCGCUGUGGGAAUUCCUUUUAUAUUUAUCGGGUCAGUGAUUAGCAGGACAGGUGCUGAACUCCUGGAAGAGUAUGAUAUUUUCACACCACAGGAUGAUUAAUUACUAGCAUGCAAAGAUUGCAUGUGCUAGCACACACAGCUGCGACAGUUUUGCGUGCUCCAUUUGUUUCGUGGUACUUUAUAAUACCUUUUACUGUAAAUGAUGACCAGUAUUAUUACUGAUAUUUAUUUUCUGUAGCUUCAGCAAGAUGCAAUCUUUAAACGUAGCUGUCAAUUGAGAGGCCUCUGUAUUCUCUGUUAUAAGUUGUGGACGUUGUUGUACGAUUUUGUAGCGAUUGGUUGUUGAUGCUGAGUGACAUGACUCAUAGUCGUUCAUACUAAUGCAGAUACACUCACUCUUUAUCUUUUUUUUUACAACCACAGGCCCGAAUAUCCCUACGUACCUACUCUUUAUACUACUAUUAAUGCUUUUACUAGUUGUGUUAUGAGAUCUGUCUUCGUAUUUUCAAUAGGAACAGUUCAGCUUGCCGAUUUGGUGUAGCAAGCUGAACUGUCCCACAUAUGUACUAGAUUCUACGUUACAGAUGAAUUACUGUAAUGACUUCAGUGGUGUAUGUUAUGUAAUUUAUUCGAAGUAACAAUCUAAUCCAUUUGGUCGCUACACUGUCUUGACACAUAUUCGUUAUUUCAUAUUUAGUACUACAACCACCUAAAACUUGUUAUUAUCCAGGACGCUGCAGUUUGUUCUAGUUUCCAGAAAUUAGAUUUUUAACCGAUAUAUUUUGUUUCUAAUGUCUAGUAUACUUACCUUGCCAGGAAUAAAUUCAUUAAUAAAGUAUUUGCCGAACAGUUCUUGUUUUGCUUGAUGAUUAGUAUUAUAGUUUUCUGGGUCAAAUUGAUUUAUUCACGUUUUCGAACUAGGUACCUUCAAAUCAGUUGCAUUUAGAUACCAGACGGAGUUCCUUAUCAACUUACUAAGCUUCGCUUCUUUCCUCCAGUUAACAUAAGCUUUUCGGAUAUCAAUACCACGGAUAAACUUGGCAGUUUCAAAUAAGUAGAGCAUUGGGUAGAUAUGUUUUGUUGUAUCCCAACGAGUAGAAACAUUGUACUCCUGACAAUUCGUGACUUAAUGUAAGCCACUUCUCCAAAGUAAAUAAAUAGUCGACAUUAACACAACUUUUAAGCUUGUGUUAAUUUAAUUUUUAAAUAAUUGAUAAUCGCUAAACAGUGCUUCUGACGUACAAAAAACAGAAAUAAAACGUCAGUAAUAUUACAAAUACGAUCAGUAUUCUAGGAAAUAUAUGUAUUGCACAAAUGCAAUAAUCACAUUAGGCCUAACGGUUUUCAAUUGGGAGUACUUCCGAUUGUUACUUAUUUUUUACCGUACAAUUCUGAUAAGUCUUCAGUAUACUUUUAACCUAAUCAGAAAUAUAGUUUCCUCGAGUUACCAGUAAUCUGCUUCAAAGUAAUAUUCAUUUACGAGUUUUAAAUUUACUUAUUGGGUUCGGAAUAUUCAAUAAUUAAAACGUCUGCUUGAUCUGCGAUGAUGGCUUACAUGUUGCUUUAUCAGAUUCUGAAGUAGUUAAUUGUCGGCGGAUUUUGUUAGUUCCUGUAAACUGCCUUCAUUUAUUGAUGAACUGACAUUUCUCUUCAGAACAGUUUGAAUGAGGAUUACAAUAAAAUUACUAGAAGUUAGUAACACUCGACAUUCUUAUCCUACCUGUUCAGAUUUUUCUCACUGAAAUGAACUCUAUUGUCAGUUUUUCUUGUCGGCUAAAUGUCAUCCUCAUUGAUUUUUAAAUAAACAUGACAAAAUCAUUACCCAUGCGAAUUACUUCAGACCUGGUAUUACAAAAAUCUGUAGUGAUGUGAGGAUGACAGGAGUUAAAAGUUACCAUAACUUGAAUAGAUAAUCUACUAUAUCCCAUACUACAUAAAGUGUGGAUCCCUUAUCUAACGUGAAAAUGAUUUUUUCAUUUUUUGAUCCUAGGUACACGGAAUAAACACCAUAAGGUAGAUCAAAGUAUUGAGGAAAUAAUUUAAUCUGAAUUCUGGAUGUGGAAGGGUACGAGUCUAUCAGUAAGACGACCAUCAACUCAACUUUCAGUCAACGAUUCAAAUCAGUAGAUACAGCAAACUCAUUCACGACCACAACUCAAAAAUAAAUUGACACUCGUUUUGAGCAGUUGUGUUCAAAAUGUACUGGGAUAGAGAGAAACGAAAAUUGGUUUACGUACGUUGAUAGUUGUGCAACGUAAGUUGCCAACAAAAACGUUACUAUAGGAUUCUGAUGUAUACUACAACAGCUUGACAGAAGUGUUUUGACAAGAUAAUUUGUCAGGACUAACUAAUGUCUAUUGGUAAACUAUUGAUAUUCUGGUGGCACUGAGCAACUACCGUAUUCUAGUUUGAGUCUCUACAGAAGCCUAUUUUGAGUCAAACUAACAGCCCGAUUUCGCAGGUAGUAUUGUGCUAUUAAACCGCUAACUCGGAGUAUGCUCUUCUAUAUUGUCCAUUCCUAAUCAACUUGCAACCGAAUGUGAUAAUCAUCGGUGGUUGACUAUUUCAUUUUAUUCUUUUUAGCCACAUUGUUUAUCACGUGCUGCAUAUCUUAACUCUUUGUAGAAAAAAUAUGUAAAAUUUAUGUCUUCAUACAAAUUAUUUCGUAAGCUUCCUUAUUUCAAAUUAGGUCUGUUAUUCAUAUCAAUAAAUUAUCAUAUGCGAAUGUUAAUCACUAGUAAGUGAAUAAUAACAAAUAUGUUUUUGCGUGAAAACAUAAAGAAAUACUUUAUGUUGC